AUGAGAUUGGGAAAAUUGAAAAUUAAUAAUACAUUAAGAACAAAAUUAUUAAUAAAUAAUAGAAAUGAUGUAUUCACAAAAUAUUUUAUUUGUAGUUAUAAUACUUAUACUAUUAAGAUCAACUAUUUAAACAAAACUUACUUUAAUUUAUAUGAAAAGAGAUUUAUAAGAGUUGGAAAAUAUGCUGAUCAAAUAAAUUAUGAAAACACUUUAAAGUAUAAAAACAAAAGCACUCAAAAUGAAAAACAUAAAAGUGAUGAAAAACAAAUAAAUAUUUUUGAGGUGUUAAAUUCUGAUGAUCUUCAAAUAUCGCAACCUAAAAAAUAUAAAAAAAAAAUGGAACGUGAUGAUAACAAAAAAAAAGAGAGUGAAGUUGAUUUAAAUUUAAAUAACAGCAUACAUGAUAAAAGAAAAAUGAAAAUUAGUGAAAAAAAUAUAAAUAUUAUUAGAGAAUCAGUAAAAAACCAAAAAGAUAGAUUUAAAAAGAGAUAUGAAAAACAAAUAAUUCACAAAUUAAUGAGUAGUACUAAUAUAAAAAGUAUAAGGCAAAUAACAAAAAAUAAAGAGAAAAAAUAUAAUAAUUGUAUUUCAAGAAAACUUUUAAGAAAAUGCAUAUUUUUAAAUAAUUACGCAAUUACAAAUAGUUAUAUAAAUAAAAAAUAUUAUAUAAUAGUAAAAAAAAAUUUACAGGAAAAUGAUUUUAACAUGUCUGAAAUAAAGUCUAUGGAACUUUUAGAUGAAGUAAAAAAAAUAAAUGAAAGGAAAGGUGAAAAAGAUGAAAUUCAAAAUGAAGUAAAAGAAUUUCAAAUAGAUUCUGUUAAUUAUGAAAAUAAAAAUAAAAUUAUUAAAAAGAUAUAUAAAGCAUCAAUUAAUCAUGUAAGAGAUGAGAAUUUAUGGAAAAAAUAUGUUCAAAAUACCUUUAUUAUAUCUGUAUAUUUGGAUGCAAGUGAUAUAGUAAUUUUGUUUUGGUGUUUCAGUAAAAUUGGUUAUAGAGAUAAUAGGCUUAUAAACUUAUUAUGCUCAAUUAUAUUAAAAAAAAUAAAUGAAUUAAAUGCUUGCGCUUUAGCAUUAUUAUUAAAUAGCUUUAAAAAAUUAGAAAUAAAGAAAUAUGAUACUAUUGAAUUAUUAACAAAUCAAUUUUGUUUUCAUACAAAAAAAUGGACAUCUCAAGACAUAGCAUUAGUCUCUAAUGCUUUAGCAUUUUUUUAUAUUUAUCAUAAAACAUUUUGGAAAAAAUGCAUAUUAAAAUUGCAACAUAAUUAUUAUUAUUCAUAUCCUUUACAUUUAUGUCUUGUUAUAUCUUCUUUUGCUCGGUUGGAUAUUAGAGAAGGCAAUAUAUUGUUGUGUAUGAGCAAAUGUGCAAAAAAGUUUGCAAAAGAUUUUUCUCCAAAUAAUUUAUCAUUAGUAAUUCAUUCAUUUGCAAAAUUAAAGUUUUAUCAUCCAAAAUUUUAUAAUUAUAUGUAUCAGUAUGUUCAUAAGCAUUUAGAUAAACAAUUACUCAUAAAUAAACAUAAUGAUAAAGUUUUGUCAAUUAACCCUUCUAAGAUAUCAAAAGAAAAAGUGAAUGGAAAAAAUGAAAUUUUAUCUUUUGAACAAGAUAAAGAUUUUAAUAAUCUUAACAUAAAUAGUAUCUCAGGAAAAAAUAAAAACACAAAAGAAAAAUUAUUUCCUAAUGAGAAUUCUAGUAAUAAUAAUUUAGUCAAUGAUUAUAUGCAUGUUGAUUGUGUAAAUGAUCAACAUAAAAAUAAUGAUAGAAUAUUUGAAGAAAAAAACAUAACUAUUUCUAGUAAUGACCAAGAGAAGGAUGAAAAUUAUGAUGAAGAAUGUGAAGAAAAUAUAAACAAUGUUUUGAGUGAUAACCUAUCGAAAUCUGUUAAAAAAAAUACUUUUUUUGAUUUACAAUCUUUAGUGUUGUUACUUUUUUCUUGUGUUUGCUUAAUUAACUGCACUGAACAGAUGAUAUUAAAAAUAACUUAUUUAAUAAUUCCAUAUAAAGAUUAUUUAGGAGAUCAUAAAGUAGACAAAUUAAAAUAUGUAAGUGAUUAUUUACAAUAUGUUUUCCCUUCUAUAUUUGAAAAAUUUCCAAAAGAAAUAAAAGAUUUUUAUAAAUUUAUUGACAAUUAUGAAAUUAAAAGGAAAAAAUUAAAAUAUAGUGCAAGAUGGAUUAAUGAAUUAUCAAGAAUUUUAAUGAAAAUUAACGUAAAUCAUUUGAAGAAUGUUUACAUUAAUAAUAUAUGUGCAGAUAUAAUGUUAACAGAUUCUAAUGUUAUAAUUAAGUGUUUUGGACCAUAUAGCUAUUACGUAAAUUCAUUAGUUAGUACAUCAAUAUCUGAUUUGAAAAUGAAGAUUUUAGAAAAUAAAAAAUAUAAAGUUAUUACAUUAAGUUAUCAUGAUUGGAACAAUUUAAAUGAUUAUGAAGAAAAAAUUAAUUUUUUGUAUGCUUUUGGUAGAAACGCUGCUAAUUAUUUUUUUUUUAAUUCUAGAAAAGAAAGCUUAAGUAUGAACAAUACUAAUAGAACUAUCAACACAGAUAAUACUUUAUUAAAAGAAAAAAUUGAAAAUGAGCAAAAAGACAAAAAAGAAAAUUUCACUGAAUGCAAGAAUUAUACUGAUAACUCAUUAGAAGGUGUUGAAAAUGAAAAUUAUUUUUCUGAUGAAGAAAAUGAAAUAAUUAAUUUUAUAAAAAAUAGAUCAGAAAAUGAAGGAAAUAUAAAUAUGGAUGAAGAAAUAACAAGUAUUAAAAAUUUAUUAACAGAUGUAAAAAAAUAA
Plasmodium gallinaceum is the source of this 2769-nucleotide messenger RNA. RefSeq names its product RAP protein, putative. The transcript has a single exon. The coding region runs from base 1 to 2769 and encodes 922 amino acids. Lineage: Eukaryota; Apicomplexa; Aconoidasida; Haemosporida; Plasmodiidae. The record is from RefSeq and is a predicted model, not a curated record.